AUGGGCUGGAGGGGUGGGGGUGGCAGGUGCUGCUGUUGCUGCUGCCCGUUCUCCCGGCUGAACGAGGACAACGCGCGCUUCGCCUUGCUCGCCCUCUUCAUCCUGUGCUACCUGGUGCUGGGCGCGGCCGUGUUCUCGGCCAUCGAGCGGCCGCGGGAGCUGCGGGCUCAGCGGGCGUGGGGCCGGAGGCUGGCCAACUUCAGCCGGAGUCACAACGUCAGCCGGGGUCAGCUCGCCGCCUUGCUCCGGGAGUACGAGAAAGCGUACGGCGCCGGCAUCAGGGUAGACCCGCCUAGACCCAGAUGGGAUUUCACGGGAGCUUUCUACUUCGUGGGGACCGUGGUCUCCACUAUAGGCUUUGGGAUGACCACGCCAGCAACCACCGGUGGCAGAGCCUUCCUGAUCUUCUACGGCUUGGCAGGCUGCGCUGCCACCAUCCUGUUCUUCAACCUGUUCCUGGAGCGGAUUAUCACGCUGCUGGCGUUCGUUCUGCGCUGGUUCCAUCAGCGGGGGCUGCAGCGGGGCGGCGAGGAGGGCUCGGCCGCCUGCCGGGCGUCCGUCCACUCGGGGGAGGUCGACAGCCUGGACGGCUGGAAGCCCUCCGUCUACUACGUUGUGCUCAUCCUGGGCCUGGCCUCGCUCGCGAUCUGCUGCUGCGCCUCGGCCAUCUACUCGCCCAUGGAGGGGUGGACAUACGCCGAGUCCCUCUACUUCUGCUUCGUGGCGUUUAGCACCAUCGGCUUCGGGGACCUGGUGAGCAGCCAACGGCAGGCCUACCCCCACCAGACGCUGUACCGCGCGUCCAAUUUCCUGCUCAUCCUGGUGGGCGUCUGUUGUAUCUACUCCCUGUUUAACGUCUCCUCCAUCAUCAUUAAGCAGUUCCUCAACUGGCUGCUGAGGAAGAUGGAAUGCCGGUGCUGUCGACGCCGGAGGAAGCCGCGGACACACUGCAACGCGGUGCACCCCUUGGCCUCCAAGUCCAGGAGGCAGGACGUCUCGGUGGAGACGGUAUGUGACAGCGAGACCGAAGGGCGGCGGAUGUCGGGCGAGAUGAUCUCCGUCAAGGACUUCCUGGCCUCCAACAAGGUCUCCUUGGCCGUCAUGCAGAAGCAGCUGUCCGAGACGGCCAACGGGGGACCCAGGCAAAGCCACUCUCGGUGCAAUGGUCUCUCUGGAGGUGUUGGGGCCUUAGCUAUCAUGAACAAUAGGCUGGUGGAAACGAGCGUGGACAGGUAA
Hypanus sabinus (Atlantic stingray) is the source of this 1236-nucleotide messenger RNA. RefSeq names its product potassium channel subfamily K member 13-like. Gene Ontology annotation, cellular component: membrane. The coding region runs from base 1 to 1236 and encodes 411 amino acids. Lineage: Eukaryota; Metazoa; Chordata; Chondrichthyes; Myliobatiformes; Dasyatidae. The transcript is spliced from 2 exons. Gene Ontology annotation, biological process: potassium ion transmembrane transport; stabilization of membrane potential. Gene Ontology annotation, molecular function: potassium ion leak channel activity. The record is from RefSeq and is a predicted model, not a curated record.